AUGUCGCCUCAGAUGGGAGACUUGGAAACCGAGGAGGAAUACACUUAUGAUGCUAGUGAGCCUUGGGAUCCUGCCGCACGACAAAGCAUCACUCCUUCUCAGCGAGUGACAUCCCAGAAAGAACGUCGUCUGUCUCCAGGCUAUCAGAAUGUGUCGCAUACGGAUGCAGCCAUACCACCGCACGCCAGUCUCAAAGGUAAAGAGCCUGUCGGCGUGGCACGAGGAUCAGGCAGCUUCCGUGAUCGGAGUGCAGCAUCUGCCAUGCAGAAUGUGCAGCGAAAGUCAGUGUCCCCUGCCGCUGGGCUCGGUCUAAAGGGUGUAGACGACGCCUCUGUUGGUGCCGAAAUCACGCGUUCGGAUAGCAGGUCGCGCCGAGAUAGCAGAGGCAUCAUGUCAGCUCAAAUGGAGAUGCAGCAGCAGCGCAUAGACCACAAGGGGAUCAUCCGUUCGCCCGUCAGCACGCUACGCCCGUCGCCCGAUCCUCUUUUGGCUCCUGGCAAUCGUAAGAGUGUUGGCUUCAUGGACCCUGAAGUCGAACUACAGCAAAAGACAUCCCAUGAUUCCCGCCAUCACUCGUACUUUAGUCUCCAUGACCAGCCGGAACGCACGUAUACGGCGACUCCCGUGCUAGAAGAAUGGAAAAAGGCACAAGUUGCAACCUUGACAGCUGAUGAUCUCGAUCUGAACGCCCCAGUCACUUCGCAUAGCGGCAACAAAGCAUGGUGGGAAGAAACCCAAUCCUUUCGUCGACGAAGCUCUGGAAGCUAUGCUCAACGGACGUUCGAUGGCUAUGCCGAUGAGCCUUCGGAGCCGACUACCUUCACCCCUCCGUUAUAUCUCAAGUGUGGGCCGCUUUUGCGUUAUACUGGUCUCAGGAGAGAGCGUAGUAGUUCGGGGCAGGACCGCGAGAUCUGGCGAGGAAGCGUUAUGAUUGUCACGACAGAUGCCCAAUCCUCGUACAACAAGCCACCCACCCUGCGAGUGUUCAAGCAGCCCAUGGAUAUUCUUCCGCCACCUCCAGAAGAGGUUGAUGUCGAUCAGCUCGAUCCUUCUUACAUAGAUCCUAUCGAAGGUCAAACCAAGAUUUCACGUACCGGGAGAACGCUCUACGUCAAGCCAAUUGAUGAUAUUGCCGAGGACAAGGAUCUUUCACGUAUCGAAGACGAGAGCGGCCUGUUCUCGCAUAGUCGGAGUACACAUGGAACAAGUGGAUCGGGAGCCAAGUCUACUCGGAUUCACAAAAAGGAUGGUGAGAAGCUCGGAAAGUUGCGCGAUAUCCCUGGGGUACGCCUGCAUGCUGAGCGCGGUGUCACUUUUUGGCGAUUCAGUCUUGAGAUUGAGCUGGGAAGCACUCAAACACGCGUCGCUUACAAGAUCAACCGUGGCCCUGCUACUGGUUUCUGGGUGCCUGCCAAAGGUGAAUCUAUGAACAUCAUGUUCUACAGCUGCAAUGGCUUCUCUUUUAGUGUUGACCCGGAUGAGUUUUGUGGACCAGACCCGCUUUGGCGUGACGUGUUGAACUCUCACCAAUCAAGACCCUUUCAUGUGAUGAUUGGUGGAGGAGAUCAAAUCUACAAUGAUGCUGCCAUGCACCACACCACGCUUUUCAGGAGAUGGACCGAGAGCAGGAAUCCAUUGCAAAAGCAUCAUGAACCAUUCUCCGAAGAGAUGCAGAACGAAUUGGAACAGUUUUACCUUGACCGAUACUCGAUGUGGUUUUCGCAAGGCAUGUUCGGCUUGGCGAACUCCCAGAUACCGAUGGUCAAUAUCUGGGAUGAUCACGACAUCAUUGACGGAUUCGGCUCUUAUCCACAUCAUUUCAUGGAAACGCCUGUUUUUACCGGAGUCGGUGCUGUGGCCUUCAAGUACUACAUGCUCUUCCAACACCAGUCUCUGCCCACCGAAACUGAACAGACUGAACCCUCAUGGGUCUUGGGCAAGAACCCAGGUCCGUACAUAAGGGAACGCUCCAGAAGCGUCUUCCUGAAUUUGGGUCGCAGCGUUGCUUUCCUGGGCCUCGACUGUCGCACAGAACGCCAACGUGAUGAAAUUCUCACCGAGGACUCCUACGACAUUAUAUUCGAUCGUUUGGAAGACGAAAUCAUCAAGGGAGAGACGAAGCAUCUCAUCGUCCUCCUGGGUGUGCCCAUCGCUUACCCUCGCUUGAACUUUCUCGAGAAUAUCUUGACUAGCCGACUCAUGGACCCUCUGAAAGCCCUUGGACGUGCUGGAUUGCUGGGUAACUUGAUCAACAAAUUCGAUGGUGGUGUUGAGAUCUUGGACGACUUGGACGAUCACUGGACCGCCAAGCAUCACAAAGAAGAGCGCAACUGGCUAGUUCGUGAGCUACAACAUAUUGCCUCGACGAAAUCGGUUCGCAUUACCAUUCUGGGAGGAGAUGUCCACCUCGCAGGUGUUGGACAAUUUUACUCGAACAAAAAGCUCAACAUUCCAAAGGACAAGGAUCAUAGGUACAUGCCAAAUGUCGUGUCCUCGGCCAUUGUCAACACACCACCCCCAGAUGUCAUGGCCGACAUCAUCAACAAGCGCAACAAGAUCCAUCAUCUCGACUCAUGUACAGACGAGGAUAUGAUUGGACUCUUCACGCAUGGUGUAGACGGAAAGAAACGAAACAACACUCAUUUGCUUCCGCACCGGAACUGGUGCAGCAUACGAGAAUACCAACCCGAAUCAAGUCGUUCAGUGACACCUUCACCGCCUACAACGCCAGACGCUGGUCCGCGUCUCGCGCGGGCACUUUCUGAUUUUGCGCCUGGACAACUGGUCAGAAGAUUGAGUGGUCAAACACGGCCUUCAGCACGAAGCCGCGGGCCACCGGUAGCAUUUCGUAAUAACCCUGCGUACGCGGCUGCGGAUCAGGAUCAGGUGGCAACUCACGGUCAACCUCAGUCCUCGUUCUCGCCCGACCGAUCUGAGCCCGAAAGACCAACUCGUUCGCGCCGCAACUCGCUGUCUUCUUUGUUCCGACGUCGUACAUCGACGGAUUAUACACGUCCAGAAUCACAUCGAAGCCUCUCACCUCCUCGUACUCGCAACAGUGUCUCACAGGGUCGACCCUCCAACUUCCACCGUCGUCCCAGUGUACUCGGCAAGAAAGCACUGAAGCAACAUGGCGAGUUCAUUGAUCUUGAAGGCGGACUAGACAUUUCUCUCAACGUGGAAGUCUCGCAGCAUGAUCCAGCAGGCAUCACCGUGCCAUACCGUCUUCUUGUUCCAGUCCUCCGUUAUGCAGAACCUGCGCCUGGAACGCUGGAGGAAGGCCGCAAGUCGAAGGGCAUCUUUGGUGGCUUCGGCAGCGGCAGUAAACGUGCGAGAAACAAAAGGAUCAGCGACGACGGUUACUCCAUGUCUGGUAGUGAGAGCGGAAGUGAUCUUGGGGAGAUGACGGAUGAAGAGGGAGAAGGGCGUGCUGAGCAGAAGUACAAGGUCGCGCCCAGAGUCCCAGCGUUUGACUCCCAGAACAAGCCCACUCCUUCUACCCGAGCUCCUUCCACUGAUAAGCAAUUGAGUUCUGGUUACCAUUCUAAUACAGCUGAGAACUUAGGGUCGGAGCAGGUGCAACAUGGAUCUCGCAAUGGGGCAGUACAAGGUCAGGGCCGAAGGCAGAGCCUGGACGCGGAUGCAGGAACUGGAGCAAGAGCUUCUGCAUGGCAAUCUGUCUCCGCGAAGAGACACGUAAGCGCUCCUCAACACCCGCCGCCUCAGACCAAGACUGCAAGCCAGACGGUGGUCCUCCCAUCCCGCUCCGCAUCCACUCGCAAGAACCCGACUUACAACUCGUCGCACAAGUCGCAGCUUCCAGCUCCAGCUGCGGGAACUGAAUAUGACGACCCCAAGGUACACAGACGGUCCAUGGGCGGCAUUCUAAACCAGCACUCUCACGACAAGAAGUGGGAGCAUGAGGCGCACAUUCUCGCACACACACCCUCGACAAAACGCUCCAAGCGCGAGUCGUACCCGCCGCACCCAGCCGUCGUCGGCGCGGGCCCUGGCUCGCCAUACUCGCGCGAUGGCCCAGCAGGCAUGCAAGCUCGCAACGACAUCGCAGGUGGCGACUACUUCUCCAGCGGCGGACGCGACGGCAAGACGUACCCGAGCACCAUACCUGGUAGCCGCGGCCACCCAGCCAUGCACCCGAUUGCCGAACGCAAGCCCUCGAUCAGCUCGGAAUACCAAACCAAGCCGGUCGAGCGCGCAGAGUACGCCCAGCCCCAACGCGGCGGUUACGACCGGACAAACCCGUAUCCAAGCUACCCGCAACGCAAUGGCAGCGCUGGCGUGGGCGCCAGGUAUCUCGGCGACGGCAGGUAUGAAGACGACGAGGACGAGGACGAGGACGGAAGUUUUGACGACGAGCGGCGGAGUUAUAGUGGUCGUGGGGAGCCUAUGAGUCAGGAGAGCUUUCAGAUGCCGCGGAAGAAGAGGACAUGGCGGAUUUGGCGCUCGUAG
This is a messenger RNA of Plenodomus lingam JN3, 4470 nucleotides long. RefSeq lists its product as uncharacterized. The record is from RefSeq and is a predicted model, not a curated record. NCBI's taxonomy places the organism in Eukaryota, Fungi, Ascomycota, Dothideomycetes, Pleosporales, Leptosphaeriaceae. Gene Ontology annotation, cellular component: membrane.